Messenger RNA from Umbelopsis ramanniana AG, 1218 nucleotides. RefSeq lists its product as uncharacterized. The record is from RefSeq and is a predicted model, not a curated record. Bases 54 to 1124 code for a protein of 356 amino acids. NCBI's taxonomy places the organism in Eukaryota, Fungi, Mucoromycota, Umbelopsidomycetes, Umbelopsidales, Umbelopsidaceae. The transcript has 9 exons.
CUCUUCCUUUUUCACCGUUAAGACCAUAUAAUACGACACCAAGUUUUUAAAAAAUGAAUCUGGAAACCUAUUUUUCGACUUACUUUGGAGUUCGAAUACUGUCACUUGUUUUAAUGCUAAUGUUGCUGUAUCCAGCACUACGAAGCGGAAAACAUAGAACACUCAUAUCACUAUACGUUGUCGAAUGUUUGUCGGAUAUCAACAGCAUCAUCUUUUUGGGUGUAGAGGCAUCGAAAAUCCUGGCGACACCUACUACAGCGUUUGUGAUUGAUGGAGUGUGCGAGUUUACUGCAUAUGCGUUCCAAUCCAUUAGUACUGCACGAUCCGUCUUACUUCUGGGGCUCUGUAUCAAUCUCUGGAUGGCAGUUCAUAGACCUCACAUCAAUGCGGAUAGAGACUGGUUCUGGUGGUACAUUUUGAUCACUGUUGUCCUCUCAUUGCUCAGCAGUAUACCGGUUUUCGUUUGGGAACACAUCCAUGAGCCCGAUACCAACGCUCAGACACUCUUUGAAUACUUUGAUUGUUAUGUCAAUGGCCACCUGAUUUCUUCAGCUGUCAUUAUAUAUGCUCAGUUUUCACUCAACGCCGUUAGCAUGAUAUUAAUGUUUCACACUACCUUCACCGUUGUUCGACAUAAAAUUAAAGUUUUCCGCCAUUCUCCUACCGCCACUAAUGAAAUCGAAAAGGCCUUACAGUCUAGAAUCGUUGUUCGUAUGAUGUGCUGCAGCGUUAUUGCUAGCGUAGUGGUUUUCUGGUUGGACCUGCAAGCUGUUAUUGAUAUGGCCAGUAACAAAGAUGAUCAACAAAACCCCACUUUAUCCAACGCUAGCAUAAACAUUUUCAUUGGCGUUUUGGACGCACUAUUCUACUUUUUGGCAUUUGGAACCACCAUGGAAUUCGUCAAUACAUACUUUUUCUGGCUUACUCCUCUUUUCAGCGGCUGCUUCAAGAAAAGAGAUCGUACCUCACAAAGCUCCUAUAAUAGAAGCCGCUUCACUGUUGCAUCGCUGCCACGGUUCAAGUCCACCUUUUCCACAGGCGCAGAGCCUGAGGGCGAGUGGCAAGAGCUGGGCUCCGUCAUUGAGCCCACUGAAAGCAACAAAUACCAACCUGGCCAUGUCUAGGACCAAGACACAUUAUGUUAUGUACUGAAAUCAAUGUCUUCGUGUAUAGUUUGUUUCAUUUAUUUUAUUGUAUUUACCUGAAAAUUUUCAUUAU